UGCCGCCCAGCCCGGGCCCUCCACGUCCCAGACCGGGCUCCCGGCGUCAUGGACCCGCCGGAGGAGGUGCGGGCGCGGCUGGAGCGGUGCGGACAGGGCCAUCUGCUGCGGUUCUGGGCCGAACUGGACCCGGCGCAGCGCAGAGCGCUGCUGGCGGCGCUGCCGCCGGGGCUGGGCGAGCACUGCCGGCUAGCGGCGGCGGCCGGGGCCCGCCAGCGCGGCCCGCCCGAGCGCCUGGACGGCCGGAUGGAGCCGCUCCCCGCCGAGUUGCUGGGCAGCGCCCGGCGCAGCGGCCCCGCCGCGCUGCAGCGUUGGGAGGCGGAAGGUUUACAUCAGAUCUCACAGAACAAGGUGGCAGUGCUGCUCCUGGCUGGAGGACAAGGAACCCGCCUGGGAGUCAGCUACCCCAAGGGCAUGUACAACGUGGGGUUGCCCAGCGGCAAGAACUUGUAUCAGAUCCAAGCAGAAAGAAUCCGCAAAGUGGAGCAGCUUGCUGGCAAGAGACACCACUGCAAGUGUGCCAUUCCCUGGUACAUCAUGACCAGUGAGUUCACACUGGGGCCAACAGAAGAGUUUUUUGUGCAGCACAACUACUUCAACUUGGAUAGAUGCAACGUUGUCAUGUUUGAGCAGAGGAUGCUGCCUGCUGUCACUUUUGAUGGAAAGGCCAUCUUGGAGGAGAAGGGGAAAAUUGCCAUGGCUCCAGAUGGCAAUGGUGGCUUAUACCGUGCUUUGAUGGAUAAUAAGAUCUUGGAUGAUAUGAAGCAGCGUGGAAUCCAGUAUGUCCAUGUAUAUUGUGUGGACAAUAUCCUCGUGAAAAUGGCAGAUCCAGUCUUCAUAGGUUUCUGUAUUUCCAAAGGGGCAGACUGCGGUGCAAAGGUAGUGGAGAAGGCCUACCCCACCGAGCCUGUUGGGGUGGUGUGCUGUGUGGAUGGGGUGUACCAGGUGGUGGAGUACAGCGAGAUCAGCCUGGAGACUGCACAGCAGCAGCGCCCUGAAGGGGGACUGAUGUUCAGUGCUGGCAACAUCUGUAACCACUUCUUCACUGUUGAGUUCCUGGAAUUAGUGGCCCAGAAAUGGGAAUCACAGCUGAAGCAUCAUGUAGCCAUAAAGAAGGUACCCUACAUUGACAAGGAGGGAAAUCUGGUAAAACCACUAAAACCAAACGGGAUAAAGCUGGAGAAGUUUGUGUUUGAUGUGUUCCAGUUCUCUAAGAAUUUUGUGGCAUUUGAAGUUCUGAGAGAAGAGGAGUUCUCUCCACUAAAAAAUGCAGACACAGCAGACAAAGAUACUCCUACCACUGCUCGGCAAGCCCUCCUGGCCCAGCAUUACCGCUGGGCUCUCAAGGCUGGGGCCAAAUUUGUGGAUGAAAAUGGUUGCAGGAUACCAGAAAAACUCAGUCUCUCAGGAACUGAAGAUCCUCCGGCUGUGUGUGAGAUUUCUCCAUUAGUCUCUUACUUUGGAGAGAAAUGGAAGCAGCUGUCCCGACUCCAGCGGAGUGUCAUUCUCUUCCUGUUUGCAUUCUUGGCAGUGUGUGGAGUAAUUUCGUACACAAGCGUGGGGGAAGCAUGGAAAACUAUAACAAACAAAUUGUUGGAUGAUCAGAGGACAGAACAAGAAAUUCCUAGAUUAAAGCUGGCAAAUCCAGCUGUUCUACCAGCGCCCGAGAAAGCAGAUACCAACCAUGGAGACUACCCUGAGCUUUCACUGCAGAAGCCACCAAAACUGCCUCACGUUCGUCGUGGUCCUUCCAAUCUUCAGCUCAAGGCACCACGGAGAGACACAAGGCUGAAGACCCAGUAUGACACCAUGAGGGCUGUAGAAGGGCUGGUCGAAGUGGAUAAAGUAGAGGAAACAGAGAAAUCCAUAAUCAGCUGGAGAGGAGCAGUGAUAGAACCUGACCAAAGCACUGAACCUCCAUCCAGUAAAAUAACAGAACCAGAAAAACAUUCGUCUGUGGAAGCUGAAUACCAGAAAGAAGCAGUGCCCAUCAAUGAGCGCCAGCUGGCUGUGAUUGAAGCCUUCCGCCAUGCCUGGAAAGGGUACAAGGAUUUUGCCUGGGGCCACGAUGAGCUGAAGCCUUUGUCCAAGUCCUACAGUGAGUGGUUUGGACUUGGGCUUACCUUGAUUGAUGCUUUGGAUACCUUGUGGAUUUUAGGCUUAAAAGAAGAGUUUGAAGAAGCAAGGAAAUGGGUAGCAAAUGAUUUAAUAUUUGAUAAAAAUGUGGAUGUGAACCUAUUUGAGAGCACUAUCCGUAUCCUGGGUGGCUUGCUGAGCACCUACCACCUCUCCGGAGAUAGCCUUUUUCUGGAAAAAGCUAAAGACAUUGGAAACAGGCUUAUGCCAGCAUUCAAGACCCCCUCCAAGAUACCAUAUUCUGAUGUCAACAUUGGUCGGGGCACUGCACAUCCCCCUCGCUGGACAUCUGACAGCACUGUGGCAGAGGUGACCAGCAUUCAGUUAGAAUUUAGGGAGCUCUCUCGUCUGACUGGAGAUGAGAAAUUCCAGAAAGCUGUAGAUGAGGUGAUGAAGCAUGUUCACACACUCUCAGGGAAAAACGAUGGCCUCGUGCCUAUGUUCAUAAACACCAACAGCGGGCAGUUCACCCACCUGGGGGUCUACACUCUGGGAGCCAGAGCUGACAGCUACUACGAGUAUCUGCUCAAGCAGUGGAUUCAGGGCGGAAAGAAAGAAAAUGAGCUGUUGGAAGAUUAUAUGAGAGCCAUAGAAGGAGUGAAAAAGCAUCUUCUUCAGAGAUCAGAACCCAAGAAGCUUACUUUUGUAGGAGAGCUUGCUCAUGGCCAUUUCAGUGCCAAGAUGGAUCACUUGGUUUGCUUCUUGCCGGGUACUUUAGCACUGGGAGCUCACAAUGGACUGCCUGCUGAUCAUAUGAAAUUGGCUGAAACUCUUAUAGAAACCUGCUACCAGAUGUAUGCUCAAGUAGAGACAGGCCUGAGCCCAGAGAUCGUACACUUCAACCUCCAUGCACAGAAGGGCCACAGGGAUGUGGAAAUCAAGCCUGCAGACAGGCACAACUUAUUGCGACCAGAAACUGUGGAAAGCCUUUUUUAUAUGUAUAGAUUCACCGGUGAUAAGAAAUACCAAGAUUGGGGCUGGGAAAUCUUGCAGAAUUUCAACAGAUACACCCGGGUUCCUACAGGUGGUUAUACUUCCAUUAACAACGUUCAGAAUCCCAGUAAUCCAGAGCCACGGGAUAAAAUGGAGAGCUUCUUUCUUGGGGAAACACUCAAAUACAUGUUUCUGCUGUUUUCAGAUGACAUAGACUUAAUCAACCUUGACAAAUACAUCUUUAACACAGAGGCUCAUCCACUCCCUAUCUGGGUGCCAGCAUAGACUCUGCAUCAAUGGAUCUUCUUCCAAUGGUGGCAUUUUUAUCUAAAAGUCACUUUACUUUUCAGGGUUUGAGGAGAGAUGCUAUAAUGCACCUUUUUGACUUCAAACAGCAAACAAAAAAGCUUGGGAAAAGCAUCUCUGGUUUGAAAAAAUCAUGUCAGUCUUAAAUCUAAUCCCUGUUUCUGGGAUGGGCAAAGCUGUGCCAUAUUAAGCUGGUUUCUGGUACUGAUGAUGAGGUUCAGAAGGUAAUUGUAGUGUGGACCAUGACAUUCUCGGGGCUCUGGUGAUCCAGAGCUCACUUAUGUCAGUGUUACUAAAUGCUCAUUAAAUACUGGGAAUGUAGCAAGUUGGCUUAGGGCACAGUGUUUUUCCUGGAGAGCAGAAGUAAGCCUACGGUUUUCUGAUUUAUUCUGGAUUAGCUGAAACACUGGAUUACAGAGCAUUCCUUUGUCAGACUGUGACAGUGGUUCAGGUGGAAAGUGGAAUGAACAGCUGUAGUGCUCUCCCAGGGAGAAGCUGUCAGUAUAGCUGCUGGUACUCUGAUCUCAUUCCAAACUCCUGAGCUAUGCUGGAUCACCUUAGGAGAAGGAAGAGGCAGCAGAGCAUCUGUUGUAUAGUGUCUUAGUUUUGUAGAACACUUUGAACAGUCUGUUCAAGCUGUGUCUGAAACGAACGGUGAAAGAGAAUUUGCUGCUGGUUUGGCUCAAAGUGGUAUAUAAUUUUGUAGAGGUAUUGCAGUUUUUUAACUUCCCUGCAGGAAUGCAGGAGAUAAUGUGAAAUGCAAGUAAAACUACUCAUGCAUUUUAUAUCUUAUUUGCAUCAGUUAGACUCAGGUAUUCUGACUAAAAGCUGCUUUCUGAGGUUGGGCACUGGGAAAACUUGUGAGCAUAUUAGGUAUCAGCCUCCUUCCGUCCCUUCCCAUUCGGAUAUCACAUUUAUGGGUGUUUGUUGGCUCAAAACAAGCUUACAACUGUACAGUAAAGUUCCUGUUAUUUGUAAUUUCUUGGACCGUGGAGAAAUUUUCAGUUAUUUUUUUCCUUAGAAGUACAUUGGAUAUUUCCAGCAGUAGUGUUAAAAGUGUACAGUCUAAAGGUAUUACAGCAGUUCUAGGCCCCAGUAGAACUGGAGAAAUUAAUUUCAGUUACUCAAAGACAAAGUAGACCCAGGUUUUUUAAGAAUCUUACAGGAGCCCUGGGAUCUUUCAUUUUUAUAUGUGCGCAUUUACAAAUUUUAAGCCAUGAAUUUGGAAAUUAUCUUUCUAGAGUGCUUUUCCUUUUGGAUUUGGACUUGGACAGUCCCAUAUUCACAGAUAACAUCUCAGAAAUGUAAUUGUUUAUAUUUCCAGAAGAGAUUAGUCUCACUGAAAGUCUCCUUCUCCCAUGGCAGUGGGUGUCAUGAGGGCCAGGAGCUGCAUUCCCCACUAAAUCCAGGGGUCCCUGGCCAUUAAUGGAGCUGACUGAAUUCGAUGGUUCAUUUUCCAGUGGCUGAGGGAGGUAUUUUAUAGUAAUUGUAACCUUUGAUUUGCAAAGUAAGAUGCAUCUUUGUUUUAUGUUGAUCCAUUCUGUUUGCUGUAGUUACAAGUUACUCUUGGGACCACUAUUUUAAGUCUUUUUUAUAAUAUUUAUCAUUCCACAUACUAGUGGAAAUGGAGAAGUUCUACAAAUUAUUUAAAUACGCAUUUUUCUGUCAUCAGAUGGACUCCGUCUCGGUAUUGGCGGGACAUGACCAGUCAGUGCGGAAUGUUCACAUGCCAGCAGUAACUCUGACAAUGACCUUCUCACAAGUGUGGUGGAAUGCUAUGGCCUUUGGCUGCACAACUGAUUUGCUGCCAAGGCUUCUGUUUUCUUUGGCACAACAACAAAUGAGGACAUUGCAGGGGAAAUGUGGAAGGAAACACCUUCAGUUUUUUUGUUCGUGAAGCAGGUUUGUACUGCUGAGGAGCUGAGCUUUGGCUAAAAGCUUAAAAUUGGAGACUAAAGAAAAAAAUGAAAAAUCUAAAUUCAGUGACACUACCCAAGUUCUGCUGACCUGUGUUAUUUUGGCCUCGUGCCUUUGAGCAAAGCAAAUUUUGAACCUUUAGUUAUGACUGUGCUAUGGACUGUAAAAUUUCCAGGCUUCGGUGUUUCACCCAGAGAGCUGCCUGAUUGAGGCAAGAGAGAUUUCUUAGAAAAUGGAAUACAUAUAAGCGCUUACCAAAAAUCUCCUGGUUUUGAAGUUGUACACAAGUCUUAAUGUAAUUGAUUCUACAAAUGGGACUGUGGGAUACUUUUUUUGCCUUAUGAUUGGCUUUGAGAGUAAUAAUUAAUUUCCUAACGAGUUGAAGGAGAGAAGAAUAAACUGUCACUUUCCCAAACAUGUCUUGUCUUUUAGCUGAGCCUGUUGGUCCAACUGAUUCUAUCUAGUUCCUCUUGGGGACAUGCAGACUCCUCAAAGUGUGACUUUACAUUUUCUCCUCAGCCUUUCAACCUGAGGUUCGGAUUGUUAGCUCUCACUCCUUUCGAUAACCAACGCUUAUUUCGGAUUCCUCUAUCAUGUGUGAAAUAGGACGAACUGAAUCAUCUCAACAAAGCUCAUCUGUUCUUUUGCAGAGGUCAUUUUAAUUGCCCAUUUAUUUUUACUUCCUUAACAAACCGUUGUGGCAGAUUGGUCUCUGAGCUUCACAGCCUAUUUCUGUUCCAUGAUGCGCUCCCCCGGUGCAACAGAAGCUCAAAGCUUCCCUUUGUGGUUCUUUGUUUCAAAGCUUGAACCGCUGGGUGUGUAACCCACUUUGGUGUUUCUGCAUGCUGGGACAUUCCUGGCUUAAGUGGAGUGUUGCGAGAAGGCCACCGCUGAGCCGGUGUUCUGUCCUUUGCAAUAGAAAGCCUUGGGCUUUCACUGAGAAACAGCCAGGCAUGGGCAGAGCCACAGAAAAUUGCAGGGCUGUUAACUUGGGAGUCUCACACUUGGGGCUUUGAGCCACGUUUUGGGAAACACUGACCUGUUUGCUCAAAGAAAAUUCAGCAGCUAGACGGCGCGCAGUUACCAUCUAAUUCCUGAACUUUUGAAAGCUGAAUUCUCACUGCAGUUCUUAGAAACUGGCAGUUUUGCAAGGUCCCUGGUGUUGGCUGACAGGUCUCUCAUGUUCUGCAAGACUUUCAUGUAACAGGAUUUUCAGCAUUCCAUGCUGUGAAAAACGAGGUUCACAUAUUUUUUAUAGAAUUUAAAAGUUUAAUAGACAAUUAAGAGAUAAAAAUUAAGUAAAAUAUACAGCUAUGGCCAGUUGUCUCUGUAUUCAGCCAAGAAAGCGCACCUUACUAACAAAGGAUUGUCCCUUAAAAACAGAACCUUACUACAUAUUCAUAAAUUCUCAUACAUGAUUCAAGCAUUCUUUUUAAGUUUUAGAUGUUUCUUUGUUUAGUUUCUGACCUGCCCCCUUCCCAAUAAAUCAAUCUUCCUGGCUCCACCGAGUUUUCAUAUUCCCUGAUAACAGAAAUGCAAUAAAUUCCUCCCUCAGAGCUCUGGCCACUGCUGUCCUCAUCUGGACAAGAUAAUCUAAGAAUGGAGGGGGGGUCUCUAACUAUCUUUUUCAGUCUUUAGGUUAUACAAACAAAAGUAGUUUUUGUUUUAAUACUAUGCCAUAGCUCAACAUAUAUGUAUAUUAUACUACUAUUUCUAAGUUUCAUCAAUAACUGAAAUGGAACUAUAUUAAUAUAACAAAGUUUUCUAACCAUAUACAUAUAACAUUCAUUUUAAUAUUUGCAAAAAGCCAACAAUAUAAUAUGUAUCUAUAACAGAUGCCAAGCUCAGGUACAGCUCUAUUUACUCCUCCAAAGAAUACACCUUAUUUCCUGUUCUGUGCCAGCGUGAUGUUGGCUGCGAUGACAGAUGAAGACAGGAAAGGUUUUUGCAAUAUUUAAAUAAUAUUGCAUAUUAUAAUAAAAAUUUCAUGUUUUCAAUGAAA
This is a messenger RNA of Parus major (Great Tit), 7294 nucleotides long. RefSeq names its product UDP-N-acetylglucosamine pyrophosphorylase 1 like 1 (gene UAP1L1). Lineage: Eukaryota; Metazoa; Chordata; Aves; Passeriformes; Paridae. The record is from RefSeq and is a predicted model, not a curated record. Gene Ontology annotation, biological process: N-glycan processing; carbohydrate metabolic process; UDP-N-acetylglucosamine biosynthetic process. Gene Ontology annotation, molecular function: mannosyl-oligosaccharide 1,2-alpha-mannosidase activity; calcium ion binding; UDP-N-acetylglucosamine diphosphorylase activity. Bases 49 to 3354 code for a protein of 1101 amino acids. The transcript is spliced from 20 exons. Gene Ontology annotation, cellular component: endoplasmic reticulum; membrane.